Lathyrus sativus (Indian pea) is the source of this 366-nucleotide messenger RNA. The record is from the annotation of a GenBank genome assembly. Lineage: Eukaryota; Viridiplantae; Streptophyta; Magnoliopsida; Fabales; Fabaceae.
AUGGCCAAUGUGGUUUGGCAAACAUGUCUUCAACCUCAAACCAUUGUUGAUCAGGAUGGAUAUCUUGUUUACAGAAGAAGAGAAACUGGUAAUAUAGUGAUGAAAAACCACAUUGUUCUUGAUGACAGAUAUGUAGUUACCUACAAUCCAUAUUUGUUGAAGAAAUUUCAAGCACACAUCAAUAUGGAGUGGUGUAAUCAGAGUACUUUAGUUAAGUAUUUAUUCAAGUAUAUUAACAAAGGGUAUGAUAGAAUUACUGCUGCUGUUGUCCAAACUGACUCUGAUGGAUCUUCUGUUAUUAGAAAUGUUGAGGAAAUCAAGCAAUAUCUUGAUUCUAGAUAUGUAUCAUCAAGUGAGGCAUGUUAG